AUGUCAUCUCGAGGACCUCGAGCUGCUGGUACGGAUGGUACUGACUAUAGACAUCGGCAACAAGUUGCUGUUCAUUAUCAGAUAAGGUAUACUGAUUAUCCAGAUUACUCGUAUCAUUUUAAAAUGUGGGUUAAAAAAAUUGUCCAGUAUAAAUGGUAUCUGAAGUGGUUAUUUGUCAUUCAUGGUUUUGUGCUCCUAGCGAUGUGGACUAAAAUUUUUGGUGAAUUCUUGGUUAGGCAUACUAGGAUUAAAUGGCAGUCAUUCAGUUCUUUGGACCUUCCCAGUGCUUAUCCGUGGGAGUACGUGUGGUCGCUAUCAUUCAUACCGAUUAUUUUUGCCCUUUGUUCUUUCAGCAGAAAUCGGGGAAAAAUUCUGCAGUAUCAUUAUUAUGGACAGUUCUUAUUUGGUAUUAUGCCGUGUGCAGUUGGUAUUGGGAGUCAGUUUCCGGAACUGUUAGAUUAUAUUUUUAAUAGAGAAAAUAGUGACACCCCGACUUUUAAUGGAACAUUUCCUAUGGUCAUCUUGUGGUACGUGUUCUUUCUUGUCGCUUUCCAAAUACAUGGUUUGGCUAUGUAUUUUUCAUAUCAGCUGACAGCAGCUUGGAUGCCUCCGAAGAAAACAGACUAA
Messenger RNA from Enterobius vermicularis (human pinworm), 627 nucleotides. NCBI's taxonomy places the organism in Eukaryota, Metazoa, Nematoda, Chromadorea, Rhabditida, Oxyuridae. The record is from the annotation of a GenBank genome assembly.